Messenger RNA from Diatraea saccharalis (sugarcane borer), 2175 nucleotides. The record is from the annotation of a GenBank genome assembly. NCBI's taxonomy places the organism in Eukaryota, Metazoa, Arthropoda, Insecta, Lepidoptera, Crambidae.
AUGCCAAUCCAGGCGCCUCAGUGGACGGACUAUCUCAACUGUCCGGUGUGUUGCCGCGAAUUCGGCGCACCGCCGCGGAGUCCUAUCAGUCUCGGCUGCGGCCACACCUUAUGUAGGCAUUGCCUUAAACACUUACAUCGGAAACAAUGCCCCUUCGACCAGACUGUGAUCCAAGUGGAACCUGAGGAGCUAGUGGUGAACACCGCCCUGCUCCAGCUAGCCGGGUACACGCCGCCCGCGCAGCCUUACCACCCGCCCUGUAUACAAGCACUGCCUGACCAUGACAGGCAGGCGUAUGACGUCAUUGUACGCUGUAUGGAACACCUCGCAGUCUUUCUCAAGUACUGUGGGAAUGCGAACAACAGUGUGGGUGGUAGUCGGCUCUCGCGGCCGAUGCAGCGUAAGCUGGUGACGCUGCUGCAGUGCGCGAUGACUGACGACGAGGGCAGGGGUCGCGCUGCCAGGGCGGCCCGCUCGCUCGGCGAGAGGACCGUCACCGAGCUGAUACUGCAACACCAGAAUCCUCAACAGUUGAGCGCGAACUUAUGGGCGGCGGUGAGGGCGCGCGGUUGUCAAUUCCUCGGUCCAGCGAUGCAGGAAGAGGUCUUAAAGCUCGUCCUACUAGCACUAGAGGACGGGUCCGCCUUGUCAAGAAAGGUUUUAGUGAUGUUUGUAGUCCAAAGAUUAGAGCCACACUUCCCCCAGGCGUCUAAAACUAGUAUAGGCCAUGUCGUUCAGCUCUUGUAUAGAGCUUCUUGUUUUAAGGUAUCAAAACGCGAGUGCGACUCCUCGUUGAUGCAAUUGAAAGAGGAAUUUCGAACAUACGAAUCAUUGAGGCGGGAACACGACGCCCAAAUAGUCCAGAUCGCCACAGAGGCCGGUCUCAGGAUCGCACCUGAUCAGUGGAGCGCCCUGUUAUACGGAGAUACAGCCCACAAGAGUCACAUGCAGAGUAUAAUUGAUAAGCUUCAGACGCCCCAGUCUUUCGCGCAGUCGGUCCAAGAGUUGUUCAUAGCUUUACAGAGGACGGGCGAUCCCGCUCAGUUGGUUAUUAUCAGCCGCCAUCUGGAUCGGUUGACCGCUAUAGACGCCAGUCCAGAUGCGAAGGGUCCAACGUGGCAGCAGCUAGCAGAGAUAAUGACAUCAUUGAAGGAGGUCGUGUCUGGUCUGUUCCACUAUCUACAGCAACAGGCGACUGGAAGAGAUUCAAACCAUAAUCAAAAGUUAGCGCUGCCUGACAGAUGUGUGGAGGCCUCUACCAGUCAACCGAGUUCUCAGACGGCGGCGUCAACGCCCACACACAACAAAUACAAAGUGGCCAUGUGCCGGGACGCGGCCACCAGAUCAUUCUGUCCCAGGGGCAACUCUUGUACCUUCGCGCAUUCAGAAGAGGAAUUGGAAAGGUAUAGGUCUAUGCCAAACACGACUCCGGGCGCGACCAACGGUAAUUUCACUUACAUCACAGCGCUGCCGGCGCCGAUGCCGCUGCCGCCGCAAAUGCCGCAAGCGAUGCCGAUGCCGCCCGCUAUAUAUCCGCGGUAUCAACAUCCUCAUCUAGAUAACUACGCUCCACCAUUAGCCACGCUAUCAUCACAAACCAUCCCGCCAGAAAUGUUGCCAAACCCAGACUACCAGCAGGAGACUCAGCACGCGGUCGACAGCAUUCCACCGACGAACUAUCCAACUACGAUAAUUCACAAUCAACCUCUAGGCAUCAAUCAGAACGGUAUAAUGAUACCUGUUCCGGAGCGUUACUAUGGCCGGUACAGCGGUAUCCUGCCGAUCCCGGAGGACCAGAGCGUGACGUAUCGCGCGGAGUUCCCUGUGUAUCAGCCGGGACCAAACACCGGUAUACCGUAUCAGGGGGACGUGCCGAUGCCCAACAUAUAUGUGCCUGUACACGAACCACCGAGGAAUAUUAGCCCUUACGCUUUUGAUGAUUUGACAUCGGAACUAGUGCCGGAUUUUCGUGUGAAACCGCCGACUUAUGUGGCGGUGCCGCGCGACAGGAGGCCCGAAACCGCCGCCUGGACAACAAACGAUGUGUUCAAUUUUGACAGUAUGCGCAACGCAAUAAUACCGCACUGUUCUGGCACGUCAGAAGAGCAAGAGUUGGAAGAAGAGUUACAAGCGUUGGAGCGUCGCAUCGACACGGAGUUCAAGAGUGCGGACUAA